Molecule: messenger RNA, 2367 nt
Organism: Chrysochloris asiatica (Cape golden mole)
Lineage: Eukaryota; Metazoa; Chordata; Mammalia; Afrosoricida; Chrysochloridae
Gene: STC1
Product: stanniocalcin 1
Exons: 4
Coding region: 211-954 (247 amino acids)
Biological process (GO): intracellular calcium ion homeostasis
Cellular component (GO): extracellular region
Molecular function (GO): hormone activity
Source: RefSeq, a predicted model, not a curated record
CAGCGACUGCAGCAGCAGUAACAGCAGCAGAAGCGUCAGCAGGAGCAGCAACAACAGCAACAAAAAAAAAUCCUCAUCAAAUCCUCACCUAAGCUUCAGUGUAUCCAGAUCCACAUCUUCACUCAAGCCGGGAGAGGGAAAGAGGAAAGGGGGGGGGGAGGAAAAAAAAAAAAAAAAAACCCCAACAACUUAGCGAAAACUUCUCAGAGAAUGCUCCAAAACUCAGCAGUGCUUCUGGUGCUGGUGAUCAGUGCUUCAGCAACCCAUGAGGCGGAGCAGAAUGACUCUGUGAGCCCCAGGAAAUCCCGGGUGGCAGCUCAGAACUCAGCUGAAGUGGUUCGCUGCCUCAACAGUGCUCUGCAGGUUGGCUGUGGGGCUUUUGCAUGCCUGGAAAACUCCACCUGUGACACAGAUGGGAUGUACGACAUCUGUAAAUCCUUCUUGUACAGCGCUGCUAAAUUUGACACUCAGGGAAAAGCAUUUGUCAAAGAGAGCUUAAAGUGCAUCGCCAAUGGGGUUACCUCCAAGGUCUUCCUCGCCAUUCGGAGGUGUUCCACUUUCCAGAGGAUGAUUGCUGAGGUGCAGGAAGAAUGCUACAGCAAGCUGAAUGUGUGCAGCAUCGCCAAGAGGAACCCCGAAGCCAUCACUGAAGUUGUUCAGCUUCCCAAUCACUUCUCCAACAGAUACUAUAACAGACUUGUCCGGAGCCUGUUGGAAUGUGAUGAAGACACAGUCAGCACAAUCAGAGACAGCCUGAUGGAGAAAAUUGGACCCAACAUGGCCAGUCUCUUCCACAUCCUGCAGACAGACCACUGUGCCCAACUACACCCAAGAGCUGACUUCCACAGGAGGCGCACCAAUGAGCCACAGAAGCUGAAAGUCCUCCUCAGGAAUCUCCGAGGUGAGGGAACUUCUCCCUCCCACAUAAAACGCACCUCACCUGAGAGUGCAUAACCAGGGAGAGAUGUUCACCACCUCACCAACCGAGUAUCAUUUUAGAGGUGUUAAUACACCAACUUUAAGUGUACUGUGCCUGGUUUGAUUUUUUUUAAGUAGUUCCUAUUUUCUAGCCCCCUUAAAGAAAAUUGCAUGAAACUAGGCUUCUGUAAUCAAUAUUCCAACAUUCUGCAAUGGCAGCAUUCCCACAAACAGAAUACAUGUGAUCUUCUUGCCUCUCCUCUUUUAAUUGCCUUCCUUUACCAUGUCCUUCCCAGUUGCUCUCAGACUAUCAUCAAACCCAAAACAUUCAUGUAAUUCCCAAGUCAUUGUAAUUUGAAGAUGUGGAGCCCUUUAGAAUGGUUGCCCCAGUAGAGUUAGCUGAUAAGAAACAACUUAAUUUAAAUGCAUGUCUUAAAAGCUCAUAAAGAUGUUAAAUGGAAUUCGUGUUAUGAAUCUGUGCUGGCCAUGGACGAAUAUGAAUGUCAUGUUUGAAUUCUUGAUCUCUAAUGAGCUAGUGUCUUAUGGUCUUGAUCCUCCAAUGUCUAAUUUCCUUUCCAAUACAUUUACCAAAUUGCUCAAGCCUGGCCCUCCAACCAGACUUUGAGCCUGCAUCUUCUUGCAUCUAGUGAAAAACAAAAAGCUAACAUCUUUAUGUACUGUAACUGCUCAGAGCUUUAAAAGUAUCUUUAACAAUUGUCUUAAAACCAGAGAAUCUUAAGGUCUAACUGUGGAAUAUAAAUAGCUGAAAACUAAUGUACUGUACAUAAAUUCCAGAGGACUCUGCUUAAACAAAGCAGUAUAUAAUAACUUUAUUGCAUAUAGAUUUAGUUUUGUAACUUAGCUUUAUUUUUUUUUCUGGGAAUGGAAUAACUAUCUCACUUCCAGAUAUCCACAUAAAUGCUCCUUGUGGCCUUUUUUAUAACUAAGGGGGUAGAAGUAGUUUUACUCAACAUCAAAACUAAAGAUGGGCCUGUAUGAGAUAGGAAAAACCAACAGGUUUAUCUGAAGGACCCCAGGUAAGAUGUUAAUCUCCCAGCCCACCUCAACUCAGAGGCUGCUCUUGACUUAGACCUAUCCUGAAACAUUUGUCAAAUCCAACUGGGAAUUAUAGGACCCAAAAAGAGCAUCCCUUUGGACUUGGACCACUUAUGGUGUGAUAAGGCCUAUACCAUGGGAAGUGGCAGUUCUUAACUUGCCAUCUUUUAUCAGCACCCUGUACUCUGAGAAAAUGAUGACAGGGUGGGGGGCUUCCCAUUAAGCCAAUCAGGAAUGAGUCAAUAAGCCUUUGGGUCUUCAGUUUGAGGGAUUUGGGGCUGAGGGGGCAUAAAUAAUCCUGGGCUGUCCAGCCUUAAUAGACUCCUCUUACAUUUUUGUCCUGUAGCACUCUGCCUGCCAAAGUAGUCCUGGCAGCUGGGCCGUCUCUGUAGG